This is a messenger RNA of Owenia fusiformis, 2293 nucleotides long. NCBI's taxonomy places the organism in Eukaryota, Metazoa, Annelida, Polychaeta, Sabellida, Oweniidae. The record is from the annotation of a GenBank genome assembly.
GCGCAUAACAACAUUGAGUAGAAAAUGCUCAAAAGCUUGGUUUUACCAAGUUUUUCAUAAUUUAAUGGAUGAAAUGAGAUCGCAAGAGAGAAUGAAAACCAAUGGAGGAAAACCACCAUCUGGAAUCCUGAACAAUCUCAACGAAGCCAUAAAUUAUGUUGGGAGAGAAGGCAUUGUCGAAAUUCUCAAGCAGAAUCCAGAUUCAGUGAACCAGAAAGGAUGGAAUGGUAUGACUCCACUUCAUCACAUCAUACUGAAGGGGGACAUGGAUCUUAUGGUGCUUUUACUACAACAUGGUGCUAAUGUUAACUGCUCCAAUGCUGCGGGGGAGACCCCACUGCACUUUGCAUGUCGACGGGGCAACCCUGUCAUGAUCAAGACCCUGAUAGAACAUGGCGCAGAUAUGGAUGCUUUGGACCUCAGUGGCAAAAACCUCAUGCAUUUUAUAGCACAGGGAGGGAGUGUAUUAGCAUUUGCAUACAUGCAUGAGGUGUAUAACUUCCCAUUAGAUGGUGCUGACCUGAACCAACAGACACCUCUCCAUAUUGUCUGUUUCCAUGGCAACAUGGAGGCUUUUAGAUACCUUACCAAGAUAGGGCGCAGUGAUAUUCAUCGUGCUGACAUCCAAGGCAACACACCCAUGCACAUCUGCGCCCAGAGGGGUCAAAGUCUACUCUGUUGGGACCUCCUCACAAAGGGAGGCUGUAAGAUGCUGCAUGUUGUCAACAGAGCAGGGUUUAUUCCAUUAGAUUUAAUACUCAAAGAGAACAAUAUAAGACACAAAAAUAUGAUAGGCUAUAUGACUUACUAUACAAAGAAAGGGGAUCGUAACAGCAUACCAAAAGGUCCAACUUUGGCAUGGUACUGGCACCUUGCUAUGCCUAGCGUAUUGUACGCAAUCAUCAUUGCCAUAGCAACACAGUUCAGUAACCAGGGCUUGGUAGCAACAGUUGGCAUGGUGAUGUUGUUAGUAACACUAUAUCAGCACGGGCAUCGUAUUAAUCAUGUUGCCAGAUGGCCGAAUCCUAUAUUUAUGGGGACCUUUGGAGCUGGGCUCUACCACACAUUGGUCUGCUGCUUUGGUGUCAUUCUUCCUAGGAUCUACAUGGAUCACACUAUACUUACUCUCAUGGCAUUGCUAUUGGCACCUGUCUUGGUAUGGUCACACUAUACACUCAUUACUAGAGACCCAGGUAUUUUACGUCAGUCAUCUUUGAAGCCUAAUGGAAUAGAUCAGUACAGUGUAAUAGAUAUCGCUUCUGGAGAGAUUGCCCCUGGGGAUUACUGUUUUGAUUGCGAGAUUGUGCAAACUGGCCGGAGCAAACAUUGUAAACUAUGUGAGGUAUGCGUGGCAGAUAUGGAUCACCACUGCCUUUUCCUUAACAAAUGUAUCGCUAAAACCAACCACAGACUCUUCGUUUUAUUUGUGGCAGCGUGUGUAACAUGCAUGCUGCUCUUCAUCUUUAGCACACAUUGCUACAUCACUGCCAUCUUUACAAACACUUUUCAGUAUGACCUGCCAACUCUGACACUGAUUUUCAAAAAUCAUGCCUGGGUUUUUAGUGUGUUCCUGUGUAAUAUAUUAUCUAUUAUUUGGGGCGUGAAUUUACUUAAGUUCCAGUUAGGGUUAAUUGCUAGAGGACAUUUAACACGUGAAGUCUUAACUAAAGGCUAUCUGAAAAAUGAAUCUCCAAGAACAGCUGAAAGAUUAAGACAUCUCACUGAUUUCUUCUUUGGACGUGGACCACAUUCAGGUGCACUACACAGAGUGUAAAAUCUCCCUGAAGAUAGGAGGCAAUAUGAGUACAUAUUACAUACCCAGUGAAGUAUUUUUAUUGGAGUCAGUGGAGCUGAAGGUCUACUAUAUAUUCUUGUUUAGCCGCUAAACUUUUUUCCACAUGUCUAGGGACUAUUUUCUAAGACUGCAAGCUACAUUGUUGGGCUAUAUUGAUGACAGACUUCGGGCAAAUAUUCAAUGAUAUGGACAUAAUGGCUAAAUACAUGUAUGCUACGGCCAUGUUCAAAGACUUUAACGUGGCUCAUCUUUAAUAUAUCUGCUAAAUCCAAAUUAAAUCAUAGCAGUCUGUUACUCAUAAAUCAAUGAAAUAUCAAAGCUUGCAAAUUGCAUGUAAUAUAGUAAAUUGUUACCAAGUGGAAUGGAUUGCCAUUAUGACAGAAUUAUAUUUUAAAAUUGAUAUUAGGUUCAAUAUAUUUAAUGGUACUGUGAUGGAGUACCAUAAUGGCAGAAUGAUAUUAGAUGUACAUGUAUAUUAGGCUCAAAUAUAUACUAAAU